AUGGGUUCGCAGCACAAGGCAGUGACACAGAAGGCCCUGACAGGACGACGCCGAAGUUUGCUGAUUGGAUGCAACUACCUGAACACACAAAAUGAACUUCAUGGAUGUGCCAACGAUGUGCGUCGCAUGAUGCCAGUGCUGGAAAAGCUAGGAUUCGCGUCUGAUGGGGUCAGCCAGAAGGUGUUGCUGGAUGAACAGGGUUGGGAUGGCCCCAAGCCAACGAAAGCCAACAUGCUGGAAGCCUUAGAGUGGCUGGUGGCUGAUGCUCAAGCAGGAGAUGCUUUGCUGCUGCAUUACUCUGGCCAUGGGGGCAGGGAACCUGCUGAAGGCGGUGGCUACCAUGAGACAUUGGUGCCCUUGGACUUUGAAACAGCGGGCAUGUUGCCAGACACUGAGCUCUUCGAGAAAGUGGUGAAACGGUUGCCCCAUGGCUGUCGCCUGACCUGCAUUCUGGAUAGCUGCCACAGCGCUGGAGCCUUGGAUUUGCCCUACAUCUUCGUUGGGACUGAAGAUCAGCUCCAAAAAGCCAUGGCAGGAGAAGCCGUGAGGAUGGCCAUGGAGGUGAGAUGGAAGUCCGACUUCGAAAAAUGGGCGGCAGGUUCUUCCAAGGAACUCUUCAGUGACGUAGGAUCUUUGGGCAAAAAUGUGUGGCAGAUGUACCAAGAUGGCUCUGCCACCGGCUUCGUCACCGACGCGGCCCAGAACGAAGGCCUGGCCAUGGGUGAGGUUGUGGCCAUCUCCGGCUGCCGCUCCGAUCAGACCAGCGCCGACGUGGCGGAUGUGAGCUCCUUUGGUCUGGCGGCAACCACCGGCUCUGCCGGUGGAGCCUUGACAUCUGCCCUGGUGGAAGCCUUGCAACGAGGCCAGGAGGUGACCUAUGCGGAGUUGUUGGAGCAAAUGAGACAGGAACUGGCCAAGAAAGGAUUUGCCCAAGUACCGCAAUUUGUAUCUUCUUUGUUGGUGGAGUUGAAGCAGCCAUUUCGACUGGACGGCAUUUGGGUGGAGGAAGGUGAACAGUGA
Molecule: messenger RNA, 1020 nt
Organism: Effrenium voratum
Lineage: Eukaryota; Dinophyceae; Suessiales; Symbiodiniaceae
Source: the annotation of a GenBank genome assembly